CUCUCCCCAGAAAAAAAAAAAAAAAAGAGUCUCACAUCUUACCUUCUUUUCACAUUGGCCAUAAAUGCUGCCCUAAAUGUAUCCAAUGCUCUUUCUACUGGUGUCUGUAUGGCUCAUGCAUUUGACCAUUUGGCAUCUUCAUGAACUUGCAUCGCACCAAAGGGUUCAUUGUCCUUUUCCCCCCUUUUCUUAACAUGGGGUUGCUCGGGACAAAGUUUUUAUGUAUCUAAACUAAUUUCUUUUCUAAUCUGAUUUAAUUAUAUUUAGAUGGAUCUAUUCAAAUGUGGAUAUAAUAUGAAUAACUUUUUUUUUAAAUCAAACACUAAGCGGAGAACUCUCCAGUUGAAACUAUAAUUAUUAAAUAUGAUCUAACCAGAAGAAUCAAUGUAGAAAAUUUAUGAUUCUAAACUUGACUCAAAUUAUAUUUUAAAUUGAAUUAAAAAAGACAUUAAUUACUAAAAAAUCAGUUAAUUUUCAGUUAGAUAGAUCCUACUAUUUUUAAUUUCUAUGGGACCCGGAAACACCUGGGGACCUUGAUCACACAUUUGGAAAUUUGAAACAAACCCACCAAUAUAUAAAGAAAGAAAGCAUGCACAAUAUUGUUGUCGUGGGGAUGUCUAUUUAAAGUAGUUGAACUCUUCAGAUGUGAGAUAGUGCUUUGUGUGUUGAGUUCGAGAGACUUGGAGAGUUACUUGCGAUCUCUUAGACUCCUCCUCUUCUUUUGAGAAAGAAAAAGAUGAGUUAUUUAGGUGUUGGUGUUAGUCCUGGAAAUGUACCCGUGUAUCAUGGCAUGAACUUGAAGGUUAUUGAUAGGAGAGUGAGGCUAGCAGAGUUGGUUUUGAGGUGUGUGAUCUGUGCUUUAGGAGUUCUUGCUGCUGUUCUUGUUGGUACAGAUACUCAAGUUAAAGAAAUCUUCUCAAUUCAAAAGAAAGCAAGGUUCACUGACAUGAAAGCUCUUGUCUUUUUGGUGGUGGCUAAUGGGAUAGCAGCAACCUACUCAUUGGUUCAAGGGGUGCGCUGUGUUGUGGGCAUGGUUAAAGGAAGUGUUCUGUUUAGCAAGCCCUUGGCUUGGGUUAUUUUCUCUGGGGAUCAGAUGAUGGCAUACCUAACUUUGUCUGCAGUGGCAGCUGCUGUGCAAUCGGCAUCAUUUGCGAAGUUGGGACAGCCUGAUCUCCAAUGGAUGAAGAUAUGCAACAUGUACGGAAAGUUCUGUAACCAAGUUGGUGAGGGGAUAGCAAGCGCGCUGUUGGUCAGUGUUAGCAUGGUUGUCUUGUCUUGUAUCUCUUCUUUCAGUCUCUUCCGCUUGUACGGUGGCAACAAGGGCAAGGACGGUGCAAGGUGGUAGGUUCUCAGAACUACCGUUUCUGGUCAUUGCACCACCCUGCUCUACCAUAUAUAUGUGAUUCGGAAUGUCCUGUAAUAUGGUGGCCUUUUCUUAGAUAUGAAGAGAUGCAAAGUAAACUAGUGUAUGCUCUGUGACCUCAAUGCUCACAAAUAAAUCAACGUUGCGUUCUGUGGAUACAUCUAUAGUUUGUUUCUUUAGCAUGCUUCCUCUAUCAACUCACUAUGACUCAGAGUGCUGGAUUUUGAUUAGGAAUUAGGAUUGUUCAUUCUGCUUGUCAUAGUUUACCUUUCUUGUAUUUUUCGCAUCUAUAUAUGAAUGUCAAAUUAAUAUCUGCACUCUUUUAA
Molecule: messenger RNA, 1689 nt
Organism: Populus nigra (black poplar)
Lineage: Eukaryota; Viridiplantae; Streptophyta; Magnoliopsida; Malpighiales; Salicaceae
Product: CASP-like protein 2B2
Exons: 3
Coding region: 737-1345 (202 amino acids)
Source: RefSeq, a predicted model, not a curated record